ACGUGAGUGAUCCUCCUGUUUGUUUGUGUAGCUCGAGGAUGAAAAUGGCGGUGACGAGAGAUCAACGCGAGAAUUAAACACACAAAUGACCAUUUGAAUCGGAUGACAGUGUCACUGCAGCACCACAAAGGAAUACAGAAGUACCUUAGCGUCAACUGAGUGAAUUUACAACAACAAACACCCGGAGUUUCACGGAAAUAAACAGCGCCCUGGAAUUAAAAUAGCUCCUGAAAUAGCUCCCGUUAACCUCGUUAGCUUAGCUAGCCUUCAACUGGAAGAUUCAACAGCCACAACAGCACCACGUUAGCGGAAUUAUUCUGUCAGAAUAAGAUGAACUACGCUAUGUUCGCCUUAAAUCUCACAUUCAAGCUCGCCCGUGGGCGCUGGGCUUGUAGAAAUAUUUGAAUCUGACUGAAUGCAUAACUAAUUGCUCUAUCUGGCAACGUUAGCCAGCAAACACCAUCCACCAGCCUUCCAAAAGUUUAGCGAGCAUCUGCGAGAGGAACACAGAGUGAACAGGUUGCAUUGAGUGUCCGUUAACUCCUGCCUCCCCCUGUGGGAUGGUUCUGCAUGACAGGGAGGGUAUGGUCCUGUAACCCUCUUUCUGUCCUCCAGGUCCCAUCCCAUAAACUCAGUGGACCACAGCCAUAGUGUUCCUCUCAAUGAAUAUCCCUCUGGAGCCAUAGAUCAAGUUACAUUGUGUGUCCAUAUUCCACUGCCUCCCCCGGUGGGAUGGUUCUGCAUGACAGGGAGGGUGUGGCGCCGUAGCCCCCUCUUCUUGAGAUCUCGCCCAUCUCAUAAACCCAGUGGACCACAGCCAUAGUUUUCCCCUCAAUGAGCAUCCCUCUGGAGCCUUAGAUCAAGUUUAUCAAAGGAGGGCAGGUUUAUCAGACAGCAAAGCCUGAUUUGCAAGAACGGCUUGCAGAAGAUGGUGCAGACACUAGGGUGUGGAGGAUGAUGAGGUGUGCAUAUGCUCAAAAUGAGUGCUGCAGGGGAGAAUGCCCUUGACCCCAUCACCCCUGAGUUACGGAAGAGGAAGGGCUCGCCAUGUGACACCUCUGGUCCAAGUGUGGAGAAGCGACGGCGAGAGCUGGAAUGCCGCUACAUUGACGAACUGGCAGAGCUGCUGUCGGCCAACAUGAGUGACAUUGCCAGCCUGAAUGUGAAGCCGGACAAAUGCCACAUCUUAAAGAGCACCGUGGACCAGAUCCAGCAGAUCAAACACCGUGAAAAGGAGAAAGCAGCUCUAAUGUCUCCAGAUAAUGAGGUGCAGAAGAGUGACAUAUCGUCCAGCAGUCAGGGCAUGGUUGAGAAGGAGGCCCUUGGGCCACUUCUCUUGGAGGCCCUGGAUGGCUUCUUUUUCGUUGUGAACCGUGAGGGGCGCGUUGUGUUUGUGUCUGAGAAUGUCACCAGUUAUCUGGGCUACACCCAGGAAGAGCUGAUGACCUCCAGUGUCUACAGCAUCCUUCACGUGGGAGAUCACAACGAGUUUGUGCGUAACCUGCUACCCAAGAGCCUUGUAAACGGUGUGUCAUGGCCUCAGGAGCAAGGCCGGAGAAACAGCCACACUUUUAACUGCAGGUUGCUGAAAAGGCCUCCAGACGAGGUUGAUUCAGAGAACCAGGAGGCCCGACAACAGUAUGAGCUCAUGCAGUGCUUCACGGUCUCUCAGCCCAGAGCAGUGCAGGAGGAUGGCGAAGACCUGCAAAGCUGUUUGAUCUGUAUAGCAUGCCGAAUGCCCCGUCCACCACCGAUCUCUGUCAGUACAGAGUCCUUCAUCACCAAGCAGGACCCUACAGGGAAAAUCAUCUCUAUUGAGACGGGUGCUCUGAGGGCCACAGGCCGACCAGGCUGGGAGGACCUGGUCAGGAAGUGCAUCUAUGCGUUCUUCCAGCCUCAGGGCAAUGAGCCCUCCCAUGCCAAGAAGCUGCUUCACGAGGUGAUGACCCACGGCACGGCCAUUAGUCCUCUGUACCAGUUCACACUCAGUGAUGGGACGCCUCUCAGUGCGCAGACGCGCUGCAAAUUCUGCUGCCCCCCAAACCCAGAUGUACAGCCCUUCAUCAUGGGCAUUCACACUAUAGACAGGGAACACAACACUGCUAGCUCUCAGGAAAACACUACCCACAGCCUUCCAUCUCCUGCUGCCCCACCCUCCCGCUCACCCGCCCUGCAGCCCUCCAGUGACCCCAGCCUCCAUCUCAACAACAGCAAUGGCACCUGUGCCACUCCUGGACCCCCCACACCCACUCCACCUGGCUACCUGACGGCGAGCCGCGUCAGGCCUUCCCAGCAGCAGUUUCUCAGUACCGAUCUGGAUACUUUGAACCAGCUGUUGCCCACUCUGAGAAGCUCAGUGGGAGGUAAAGCAGUAGAGGAGCCCAACGUGGAUGACCUUUCCAUAGGGGUGAAUGUGAAGAAAGAGUCGCCAGGAUCAUUAAGCCAAUCAUACCCUGAUGGCUCCAACCUCACGAGUCUGUCCUCUUUCGAGUUCUGUGACCCCUCCACUCCAAACCAGGCUCAGGGUCAAGUCCAGGUACCGGAUCUUGGUCACACAGACCCUUUUCAGCCACCUAAGGAACGCAGCAGCCCCUUUGCCAAUCCAAACAGCCUCAACUCUUUCAACACCAACACGGGUCUGGCCAAGCAGGAACUUUCUGAUUCUCAGCAGUUUCAACCCUUGUCCCUGGUUGACCCCACGUCCUUCGAUAGCAGUUUGGGCAACCAGACACAGGCCCCUCUGUCCUCUCCUCAAGAGCAGUGUGUUCCGUGUCCGCUGGAUGAGAUGCUGUGUCCACCCACCACUACAGAGGGCCGUAACGAUGAGAAGGCCCUGCUGGAGCAGCUGGUCACUUUCUUGAGCCGCACAGACGAGAGCGACCUGGCCGAGAUAGACCGAGCGCUGGGCAUUGACAAACUUGUUCAAAGUGGAUGCCUCGAACCCGUAACCCAAUCCUUUCCUCAGCCUCAGCCCCCAACUCCUGUGCCCAUGGACCCCAAACUUCCCAGCUACCCCUCACAAUUCUCUGCUGAGAUGGGCACCACACAGGGAAUGAGUUUCGGGGCCCCACGGAUGCUGUUUCCAGGAAACGUGGGCAUAGCUGUGAGACCCGGCAUAAACCGAGCUCCUGGUGUGCCCAACCAGCUGCGGCUGCCACCCAACCAGCUGAGACUCCAGCUCCAGCAACGUCUUCAAGGCCCACAGCAGCAGCUCCAGAAUAGACUUGCUACCAUGGGCCAGUUCCCACAGGGUGGGUACAUUGCCAUGGGGAUGCGUCAGGGCCUGCAGCAGCCUCAAAUGCCCUCUCAGCCUCCACUUAAUGCUCAGAUGAUGGCCCAGCGGCAACGGGAGCUGUACAGUUUCCAGCACCGACAGCGGCAGAUUCUUCAGCAGAAAGUCAUGCUGAUGAGGCAAGGGUUGAACACUAUGGGAGCUCAGCGAAUUCCCAAGGGCCCCCAGCAGCAACAGCCACAGCAGCAGCAGUUUGGCUAUCCUCCAAGCUACAGUGCCGUGCCUGGGAACACCCCUACCUCUCCGAGCCAUUUUAACUCCAUGGGAGGAGGACCUCUGGACCCCAAGCUUUCCGCCAGGGGGGGCAUGGGAAACCAAGGCAUUAUAGGAGGCAUUCAAGGGCAAUUUGAGGGGCCUGUGAACACUCCUGUUCAGCAAGGGCUUUUUCAGCAAUUUGGGGGGCCUGGCAUGAUCCAGCAAGGAGAUCCAUCAUUUGCUCCUGAGCUUAGUCCAACCAGCCCCCUUCUUUCACCUCAGAACUCCACCUCCCAGAGUCCUCUGCUCCAGCAAGCGCAACCUCCACCUGGUUAUCAAUCACCCGACAUGAAGAACUGGCAGCAAGGGGCCAUAGGCAACAACAGUAUGUUUAACCAGGCUUGUCAGCCUACCUCUCAGAGCUUUGGGCAGCAAGGCGUUUAUAACAACAUGAGUAUCACCGUGUCAAUGGCUGGGGGAUCAGGAGUGGUGGGCUCUCUACCUCCCAUUGGACCAUCUGUUGGCAUGGGUAACAACAACCUUGGCAACGUCACUUCUAUGUGUAACGAUCAGGUACAGCAGGUUCAAGUGUUUGCUGAUGUCCAGUGCACGGUAAACCUUGUGGGUAGCGACUCCUACCUGAACCAGUCAGGGCCCAUAGGGUCCCAAAAGGGCCCGAGUGGGACCACUACAGCCCAGUCUCAGCAGAAGAGCCUGCUCCAGCAGCUCUUGACUGAGUGAGCCGCCUAACACCUGCCAGAGGACUGUCUCCACAUGCAGAGAUUUUUCAUUCUUCACCUUUGUUUUCUAUACAGUAUAUCUGCAGGGCCGGUGUCUGGGGCCCAGGCUCAUGAGGUUUCAUAGCCGUUCAGCUAAGUGCUCAUUCCUGGUCACCUUUUUAAAGUCUGCUUCCUGAAUGGAGAAAAGAUCAUGUUCCAAGAAUUUGCCAAGUCUGUAAAAGGACCUGCUGCUUUUCAGCCAGUUAUAUGUCCUAUCAAGUCAGGCCAACGUUGCAGUGCUUCUUGGAGAGCGGCGCAGCAGCUGAGCUCGGAUUGGUCCGAUAGGAAACUGGGGCAGGCUGUUGCCAUGGUGUUGCUAUAUUCAUGGUAUUGUUCAGUUUCAGCUGAAUCUGUGACUGAUAGGCUCUCCUCAGCAGUGCCUGAUGAUGGGAGAAAUGUCCCGCCUCUUUUUAUUUGUUAGUCUGUUUUGUUUUGUUUGUUUUUGUCUGUUUUUGUUUUAAAACAAGCAUUACCAGGAUGGGAGACUGCUCUGUAGCACAUAGUUGUCUGCUGCAGGCUUUCCUGGCAAAACUGUUUUAAAAUGGCAGACUUUUAAUUUUUAAUCGUCCUACACAUUUCCCACCCCCCCCAAGUAGCUGUGAAUAUGAGCCACUUAGGGUCAACUCAGCCUAUCAGUGUUUUGCGGCAAUGUGUUGUGCAGGUUGGUAUUAUAUUGUACAGCACAAACGGACAAAGUUGUGACAUGCUCAUACUUUGUAAUUUACUUUAAAAAAAGAAAAAGAAUCAUCGAAUUUCUCUACAGGCAACUGGUGUUUUGAAUGCAUCAACAUCAUGGGUUUCAAAACUAGUUCUCUUUUUUUAAAUAGCCACCUUUUUAUUUUAAAAAUAAAUUUUUCGAACCAAGAAGUUGUCAACACGGCUGAAUAUUAUACCGGGGGGUAUUGCGUGCUCUUGGCUCAUAUAUCAAGGUAAGAAAGACUCGGAUUUGGAUUUUUAUGAUUGAUAUUGGCUAUCGAAAUUUGCUUUGAACAUACCAGUAAACAAACCUUCUGUUGCAUUGUACACGGAUAUGAAAAUGUAGAUUGUACAGUGAUUUUCAUAAUUAAGUUUCAAAGAUGCUCUUGAAAACCACAGGAGCUCUCUCCCAACUCUGGAGGAGCGAAGUUUUUGUCACAAGUAACAUUUGCACCAUCAGCUGCAUUCUCCAGCUCUUAGACUGCUCAUUUGACUACUGUUGCCCAGUCAGACACUGUUCAUCAGAAUUAUUUCCUUUGUUAAUUAACCUACUAGUCAUCCCCUUAUAUGAGUCAAAAAACACAAUCUUAAUUCUUUGAACCUAAAGGAAUCUGAUAACAUGCAAUAACAUUACAUAAAGAGCUGAAAUAAAGUUAGUUUUCCUUAUUGUGAAACGUACUAACGGAAAAAUAAUAAAUCGAAUUAUUUUUUUAAUUUGUUUAAGUUAUCAGAUUGACAAGCCCGUAAAAAACAUUUUAAUAAAGACAUCAUGGAUGUUACUAUGGUCGAAAUUGAUAUCUCACUGUGCGAGUAUGAGGUAUUUCGCAAAUUGUGCAACAUAAUCAGAAAACAACAAAAAAUUGUUUGGGCACUGGAAAAGUGUUACAUGCUCCUCACAUAUUUUCAUUCUCCUUUAACAGUGUUUUUUUUUGUUUGUGAUUCACUUUGUUGAGUUUAAGUGGUGUCUUUGUGCAUGUGCUCUGAAUACAAAGAAUGGCUCUUUUUCUCCAAUGCUACAUCAGAUUACACUGUCCGUAAACAAAAACAAAAAAAAAGUGGAUCCUCAUUCAUCUAUGAAUUUCAGCCGGCAGUAUGUACUGCUGAGAUUGAGCCACUUUUUGGUAUAAACAGUUCUGUGAAAAAGUAUUUGCCCCCGUUCCUGGUUUCUUCUAUUUUUGUGUAUUUGUCAUACUAAAUUGUUUUAGAUCUUCAAAUGAGAUAUAACAUAAAUCAAAGGCAACCUGAGUAAACACAAAAUACAGUUUUUAAAUAUAUAUAUAUGUUUAAUUGAAGCAAAAAAGUUAUCCAACACCUAUAUCACCCAUGUGAAAAACCAACUGCCCCUUAAACUUAAUAGCUGGCUGUGCCACCUUUAGCAGCAACAACUGCAACCAGACGCUUCCAAUAACUGGAGAUCAGUCUUUCACAACGCUGUGGUGGAAUUUUGGUCCACUCUUCUUUACAGAACUGCUUUAGUUCAGCCACAUUGGAGGGUUUUUGAGCAUGAACUUCCCGUUUAAGGUCCUGCCACAGCAUCUCAAUCGGGUUCAAGUCAGGACUUUGACUAGGCCACUCCAAAACGAUAAUUUUGCUUCUUUUGAGCCAUUCAGAGUUGGACUUACUGCUAUGCUUUGGAUCAUUGUCUUGCUGCAUAAUCCAGUUGUGCUUCAGCUUCAGCUCACGGACUGAUGACCGGACGUUCUCCUUUAGGAUUUUCUGGUAGAGAGCAGAAUUCAUGUUUCCCUCAAUUAUUGCAAGUCGCCCUGGCCCUGAAGCUGCAAAGCAUCCCCAUACAUCACACUACCACCACAAUGCUUGACCGUAGGUAUGAUGAUCAUUUUGUGGAAUUCUGUGUUUGAUUUAUGCCAGAUAAAAUGGGACCCGUCUUCCAAACAGUUCCACUUUCGACUCAUCAGUCCACAGAACAUUCUCCCAAAAGCUUUGAGGAUCAUCAAGGUGUGUUUUGGCAAAAUUCAGACAAGCCUUAAUGUUCUUUUUGUGUUAGCAGUGAUUUUUGCCUCGCCACUCUUCCAUGGAUGCCAUUUUUGGCCAGUGUCUUUCUGGUAGUGGAAUCAUGAACAUUAACCUUUAUUGAUGCGAGAGAGGCCUGCAGUUCCUUGGAUGUUGUCCUUGGCUUUUUUGUGACUCCCUGGAUGAGUCGUGGCUGUGCUCUUGGAGGAAUUUUGGAAGGUCGGCCACUUCUGGGAAGGUUCACUACUGUGCCAAGUUUUCUCCAUUUAGAGAUAAUGGCUCUCACUGUGGUUCUUUGGAGUCCCAGAGCCUUUGAAAUAGCUUUGUAACCCUUCCUAGACUGAUGUAUUUCAGUCACCUUUUUCCUCAUCAUUUCUGGAAUUUCUUUUGACCUUAGCAUAGUGUGCUACUGGGUGAGACCUUUUAGCCAACUUCAUGCUGCUGAAAAAGUACUAUUUAGGUGUUGAUUUAAUUGAACAGGGCUGGCGGUAAUCAGGCUUGGGUGUGUCUAGUCCAGCUGAAAAUGCAGUUUCAUAGAUUUGGGGAUUUAGUAUAAUACCCAGUUGGUAUUGGAAAAUUUUUUUGCUUCAAUAAAUAACAUUAUUAUUUAAAAAUGUAUUUUGUGUUUACUCAGAUUGCCUUAGUUUUAUGUUAGAUUUUGUUUGAAUUUUUGAAACAAUGUAUAUGAGAUAUACACAAAAACAGGAGAAAUCAUGAGAAUUCACAGCACUGUAUAUGUACAUAGACAUUACAAAAAGCAAGUUGAUUUGAAUAAUACAUGACAUUUAAGAUUCUCAGUCUGUGUUUUUCCAGGUUUUGGCUCACCUGAAGAACACUGACAAUGUAACAUAAAUUUCCGCCCUUUGCCUCGUGGAACAGGCAUUCCUGUAUAGAUCAAAAUAGUUGGCUUUUAGAAAAACAUUUUAUGCAGUUGAUCAGAUUCUAUUUUUGUCUAUUUUAAAUGAACCCUACCUGUCAUCAUUUCCGAGUUUCUGUGUUUAUGCCAAAUAUACCAAACUAGCGAACAGUGCUUAUUAAAAAAUGGGUUUUUAUUUUAUUUAAAAUUAUUAUUAUUAUUAUUUUCCAUAUUUGAUCUUGGUUACAGCGGCUCUUACAGUCAGUACAGAACAUUGAGGUACAAUAGAACUAUUCAGAACCUGGUUUAUCAAAGUAUUGUGUAAAUAACAGAUAAAUGUGAAUAUGUAUCUGUUCAGAAUCAACAAAAUGUAGUGCUCCGAGUUUGUGGUAAAAUCUACUUGCUUCCAUUUAUUUUCUUUUUUUCUUUUUUUUCUUUUUUUUUAGAUGUAUUUGUCUGAAUGCGUGUACGUGUGUGAUUAAUACUGUAUAUCUGGUGUUUAAAAUGGAAACAGACAAAUGUCCUGAUUUGAUUUGAUUUCUUUCUUUUUUGAAUACCUACAACUUUUCCUGUGGGUGUUGAGAUUGCUCUAUAUGUGAGAAUGGUUUUGUGACUGCUGAAUGUGACUUUGCUGAGGGAGAAGCAGCAUGGACUGGCUUUUGUACGGGUUAAUUUAAAAAAAAAAAAAGAAAAAAAAAGGCCAUAUUAUUUAAUUUCUCUGUUGUCAAAGUUUAAUCAGCUCUGACAAAGUGGAACCUUGGUUUGAGAACAGUACUGGGUUGUUGUCGUGGGGUUUCUUCAACUGCCUGAUGUAGUUUUGCCAUGUGUUAUACUCUCUUUAAGAUGAGAACAAAUUAAUGACCAAAGCUUAAAGAUACUAAAAGAUUCAUAUCAUAUGCUAGGUUCAUGCAAUUGGACAAAUGUAGCAUUCAGUUUUUCCUGAAUAGGCGUCCCAUACCCUGUUUAUCAUGUGUAUAACACUACCGUGUUUUUCCACAGUUUGUGCUUUGAGUUUUUAUUUAAUUUAUAUUGUUUUGGACUUUAUUCCCCUACCUAGAUACAAGCGGUUGAACUAUCUGAUUAUUUUGUAACUAUUUUUACUUGGAGAACACUGUGUCUCGUUUGGAAGGCUGCGUCCUCCGGAGGUCGCAUUUGUCGGCCGCAUACGUCAUCGAGGCUGUCUCUUUUCAGGAAAGCGAGUAGGACACUUCGAAUGCAGCCUUCAAAUGCGACCUGCUUUCAUGGGAAUUCGGAGGAUGCAUGAGGUGUAUCUUUCGUGGGCACUUGCAACCCACAAUUCUUUGCUUCAACGGAAAUGUCUAAAAAAGGUUACGCCAAUUUGCCCGUAAAUAUGAUGUUCAAACGCAAGGAGUGUUAAUUCCCAAGUUGAAGUACCUCAGUAGAUGGGUGCAGAGUAUAUAAAUGUAUAAUUAUAUUAAUAUAUAAUUAAAAUAACAUAUUAGACUAAAAGUACACCUGUAAAAUCUAUUUUCUAUUCUCUUUACAUCAUUAUAACUCUCCUAAAAUGUACCCCAUGCAUUCCCUUCCAGAGGGACUUUGGCUGUGUCUCGUUUGGAAGGAUGCGUCCUCCGGAGGUCGCAUUUGUCGGCCGCAUACUUCAUCGAGGCUGUCUCAUUUCAGAAAAGCGAGUAGGACACUCCGAAUGCAGCCUUCGAAUGCGACCUUCUUUCACGGGAGUUCGGAGGAUGCAUGAGGUGUAUCCUUCGUGGGCACUCAUAAACCACAAUUCUUUGCUUUAACGGAAAUGUCUAAAAAACAAUUAUGCCAGUUUGCCCGUAAAUAUGAUGUUCAAACAUAAGGAAUGUUAAUUCCCAAGUUGAAGUACCUCAGUAGACGAGUGCAGAGUAUAUAAAUAAAAUAUUAGACUAAAAGUACACAUGUAAAAUCUAUUUUCUUUUCUCUUUACAUCAUAAUAACUCUCCUAAAAUGUACCUCAUACAUUCCCUUCUAAAGAGACUUUGUUCCCUUCUCACUCAAAGCGCUCCCGCUUGUUAAAGAGUGGCAUGCUGUCAUAGCAACCAUGUUACGUUAUGUUUCCGUUUGUCCUAUGAAGGCCGUCUCGUCUCGGAAUGUAUGAGGUACAUUUUAGGAGAGUUAUAAUGAUGUAAAGAAAAUAAAUUUACAGUUGUACUUUUAGUCUAAUACUUUAUUUUAAUUAUAUAUUAAUAUAAUUAUACAUAUUAUAUACUCUGCACCCAUCU
Messenger RNA from Myxocyprinus asiaticus (Chinese sucker), 10011 nucleotides. Its product is annotated as nuclear receptor coactivator 1-like. The record is from RefSeq and is a predicted model, not a curated record. Gene Ontology annotation, molecular function: nuclear receptor binding; protein dimerization activity. The transcript is spliced from 23 exons. Gene Ontology annotation, biological process: positive regulation of transcription by RNA polymerase II; cellular response to hormone stimulus. Gene Ontology annotation, cellular component: nucleus. NCBI's taxonomy places the organism in Eukaryota, Metazoa, Chordata, Actinopteri, Cypriniformes, Catostomidae. Bases 971 to 4228 code for a protein of 1085 amino acids.